AUGUUGAAGUUCUUGUCCGUAGUUAAAUUGGUGAAUCCGAACGUUUUAGCAUCAUCAAAACGAUUAUUUCAUUUGACACAGACAGUCGGACUGAAGAAAAUCACAGAAAAAGUUGAAGGCAAUGUAAUUACCUAUGAAGGAGAAUAUAUUGACGACAAUGAAAAGAAUGUUCUGAAAUUAUCCGGACCUGAACAAGUAUGUCUUUGGUGUAAAUUCGAUCGUCGUUCUAUUCACAUUCAACAUACUGAUGUUCUUGUUCUUCGACAAUACCUUCGAAAAGAUGGCACUAUUCUUCCUCCUGAGAUCACCGGUUUAUGUCCGAAACAGAACGAUAAAUUGCAUACGUUGAUUCGUCAAGCUCGAAUGACUGGUCUCAUUUCAUAUCCAACUGUUGCUGUCACCAAACGUGAACCGCUUCUUGUUGAUCCAACAUUAAGACCUGAAUUCGAACAAUACAAUUCUUAUUGGGAGAAAUAUGAAGUAUUGAAAAAGAAAGGUCACUAUCUCGGACCGUAG
Molecule: messenger RNA, 516 nt
Organism: Adineta ricciae
Lineage: Eukaryota; Metazoa; Rotifera; Eurotatoria; Adinetida; Adinetidae
Source: the annotation of a GenBank genome assembly